CUUUUUUUCGUCCCUUGAUCCCCCCCCCGGCCGCUUUCUCGCAUGAAUCUCCUCGACCCUUUCAUGAAAAUGACAGAAGAGCAGGACAAAUGUAUCUCCGACGCCCCCAGCCCCACUAUGUCGGAUGACUCCGCCGGGUCCCCCUGUCCCUCUGGAUCCGGGUCGGACACGGAGAACACCAGACCCCAAGAAAACACCUUCCCCAAGGGGGACCCGGACCUGAAGAAGGAGAACGACGAGGACAAGUUCCCGGUGUGCAUCCGGGAGGCGGUGAGCCAGGUGCUGAAGGGCUACGACUGGACCCUGGUGCCGAUGCCGGUGCGGGUGAACGGCUCGAGCAAGAACAAGCCGCACGUGAAGAGACCCAUGAACGCCUUCAUGGUGUGGGCGCAGGCGGCCCGCAGGAAGCUGGCGGACCAGUACCCGCAUCUGCACAACGCCGAGCUCAGCAAGACCCUGGGCAAGCUCUGGAGGCUGCUGAACGAGAGCGAGAAGCGUCCCUUCGUGGAGGAGGCCGAGCGGCUGCGGGUGCAGCACAAGAAGGACCAUCCCGACUACAAGUACCAGCCGCGGCGGAGAAAGUCGGUGAAGAACGGGCAGUCGGAGCAGGAGGAGGGCUCGGAGCAGACCCACAUCUCCCCCAACGCCAUCUUCAAGGCGCUGCAGGCCGACUCCCCGCAGUCGUCCUCCAGCAUCAGCGAGGUGCACUCCCCCGGGGAGCACUCGGGGCAGUCACAGGGCCCCCCCACGCCCCCCACCACCCCUAAGACGGACACGCAGCCCGGCAAGCAGGACCUGAAGCGGGAGGGCCGCCCCCUGCAAGAGGGUGGCCGGCAGCCCCCCCACAUCGACUUCCGAGACGUGGACAUCGGGGAGCUGAGCAGCGACGUCAUCUCCAACAUCGAGACCUUCGACGUCAACGAGUUCGACCAGUACCUGCCUCCCAACGGGCACCCGGGGGGCCCGGCCGCGCACGGCCAGCCCGGCCAGGUCACCUACACGGGCAGCUACGGCAUCAGCAGCACGUCGGGCUCCCCGGGCGGCGCCGGCCACGUGUGGAUGUCCAAGCAGCAGGCGCAGCCCCCGGCGCAGCCGCAGCCCCCGGCGCAGCACGGGCUGCCGGCGCUGAGCGGGGAGCAGGGCCCGGCGGCGCAGCAGAGGACGCACAUCAAGACGGAGCAGCUGAGCCCCAGCCACUACAGCGAGCAGCAGCAGCACUCCCCGCAGCAGAUCAACUACAGCUCCUUCAACCUGCAGCACUACAGCUCGUCCUACCCCACCAUCACCCGCUCCCAGUACGACUACACCGACCACCAGAACUCCGGCUCCUACUACAGCCACGCGGCGGGGCAGGGCAGCGGCCUCUACUCCACCUUCACCUACAUGAACCCCACGCAGCGCCCCAUGUACACCCCCAUUGCAGACACUUCGGGGGUCCCCUCCAUCCCCCAGACCCACAGCCCGCAGCACUGGGAACAGCCCGUCUACACGCAGCUCACCAGGCCCUGAAGCCGCGGAGGAAAGCGGGAAGAGAAAGAAAAAGAAAUUUCGAAAACAAAACAAAACAAACAAACAAAACAAAACAAAACAAAACAACAAAUCAGAAAAGCGUGAAAGCAGCGAGAAGAACUUCCUUCAGACAUUUUUUUUUUUCCUUCUUUGAAUUUAAAAUAAUAAUUAAAAAGAGACGCUCAAGUGAAAGCUGGCGGGGAGGAGAGAGCGCCUCGAGCCUUCUGCACUACAGCAUCCUCCAGGACCCGCCUGAGAGCCAGCAAAACUCGGUACACACUUGCCAAGGACUGGACUUGAACUCUGCUUCCAGCAUGGAGAGGAGAUUCCUACCCAACCCACCCAGCUGUCUUGUUCUCUGGACUUUUGUAAUGAUUUUUUUUUUUUUUUAGCAGUAAACUAAAGGAAAAAAAAAAAAAAGAAAAAAAAAUGGGGGGUAAAAAAGAGAAAACUCAGAGUCCUCUGUGAGGAAUAUUCUCUAUUUUAAAUAUUUUUAGUAUGUACUGUGUAUGAUUCGUUACCAAUUCGAGGGGAUUUAUACGUAUUUUUUAGAGAUUUUUUUAAGACGCUCUUAUUUUUCCAACAGCUUAAAAAAAAAAAAAAAACGACACUUAGUGGAGCAGCGCUAGGCUUUCUUGCAGUCAGAGGUUUUGUAUAGAUAAGUGUCUUUUUUUUUUUUUUCCUCUCUAAAAAUAAAACUAAACCAGCGUGCUUUGACCUGGGAACCAAGCUCUGUACGUGGGCAGCGUCGGGCACAGCGCUGGGCAGCGCUCAGGCUGUGCAGGGACCAGCAUGGGAGAGGCUUUAUUUUUCUAACUCGUAGCAAAAACCAGCCAGGAGAAGAGUUUCUCCGCUUUAUUUUUUAAUAACCUCGAGCCUUAAGGAAGAAAAACAACAAAAAAAAAAAAAAGAUUUAAAUCAACUGGGCCCCAGCCCGAGGCGCUGGGGAGAGGCCUUAAAGCAGCCCCGGGGGAAUCCCCGGGCCCCAGCUCUGCCUGGCCCUGGGCUGGGGGGGCUGAGCUCGACCCCCUCCGGGCACCCCCGGCCACCCCAGGCCUGAUGCAAAGCCCGUCCAGGGGCUCCUCUCUGCUUGCAGGACAUCACAGAUACUUUAAAUUAUUUAUUUUGGGAGAAGAGCAGUUUUUAAUCACAAUUUUCCUCGGGUUUUUUUUUUUUUUGAUCUCCCCUCUAUUUUAAGUCCUUUCAAAAGCGAUUGCAUUAGUCAGAGCAUUAUUUGGAAGGUAACCGUGCCUGUUAAAUUAUGGUCUUGAACUGUAACCAGUCCUUUAUUUAUCUCUUUAAUUCUUUUUUUUUUGUUGUCGUUGUUAUUAUUAUUAUUAUUAUUCUUUUUGGAAUCUGUGUCCUGGGUUUGUACAAACUUGUGCUCUUCCUUUUUUUUUUUUUUUUUUCUUUUGUCUUAAGGAUGAACUGGAAAAAAAAAAAUAAGAUUUGUACAAACUAAAGAUUGCAAAUGUAGCGUAUCACUGAAUCAUUUGCCUUGUUUUCUGCCUCAGCUCUCUGGGACACACGAGCUCGUGCGAGGACGAGACCCAAGGCCCCAGCCCUGCCUGGGGGUGGCUCUGUUUUAGCCUUCCAUCCCCCCCAAAACUGCCUUCAGAGCUGGGGGGACACUGACUUUGGUGAAGCUGUGGCUGAACAGUUAAGGAUUGCUUUUUAAAAAAGACAGCAAACUUUUUUUAUUUAAAAAAAAAAUGAUAUAUUUGUUAACAAUUUUUUUUUUUUUUUUAGGGAUUCAGUAGAAGAAAAAAAAAUCUUAAAGCACUCUUAUAAUAUGGCAUCUUUCUAUUUCUGUAUAAAAGCAGAUCUUUUUAAAGUAUUUCUGUAACUUAAAAGACCUGUCAUUUAAAUCAUAUUUUGUCUUUA
Messenger RNA from Pipra filicauda (Wire-tailed manakin), 3393 nucleotides. It is a transcript of the gene SOX9, whose product is annotated as SRY-box transcription factor 9. Gene Ontology annotation, cellular component: nucleus. Gene Ontology annotation, biological process: oligodendrocyte differentiation; chondrocyte differentiation; positive regulation of chondrocyte differentiation. The transcript is spliced from 3 exons. Lineage: Eukaryota; Metazoa; Chordata; Aves; Passeriformes; Pipridae. Bases 43 to 1509 code for a protein of 488 amino acids. Gene Ontology annotation, molecular function: RNA polymerase II cis-regulatory region sequence-specific DNA binding; DNA-binding transcription factor activity, RNA polymerase II-specific. The record is from RefSeq and is a predicted model, not a curated record.